Molecule: messenger RNA, 372 nt
Organism: Dendrobium catenatum
Lineage: Eukaryota; Viridiplantae; Streptophyta; Magnoliopsida; Asparagales; Orchidaceae
Product: stigma-specific STIG1-like protein 1
Exons: 1
Coding region: 1-372 (123 amino acids)
Source: RefSeq, a predicted model, not a curated record
AUGACACGAUUUCCACCGGCCUUCACCUUCCUCGCCAUCACCGUCAUAAUGCUAGCCACUGUUUCCCUUUCCUCUGCUACCGGCUCCCGAUUCCUCGCCGGACUCGCUGUUAAGAGCAGCAGGUGCUCAAGAAAUCCGGCAGUCUGCCACACUCCAGGGAGCGGCGGGCCAACUUGCUGCGCCAAUCUGUGCACUGAUACGAGCCGCGACACGCUCAAUUGUGGUCGGUGCGGUAGAAUUUGCAAGUAUACAGAUUCCUGCUGCGAGGGAAAAUGCGUCGAUGUAACGUUUAAUAAGCACAACUGUGGCAGCUGUGGCAAACGGUGCUCACGUGGGGUGAAGUGCUUCUAUGGAAUGUGUCAAUAUGCUUGA